CAUCGAGGUGGGCCUGGCCGGGUCGGACCGCUGAGUGAGGAGCACACGGAGCUGGAGGGGGCAGAGAAUUGUCACUGAAAUAGAGAUUAAAGUCGAGAGUUUCAGCCCCAGAGAGAGACAGAGAGAGAGAGACAGAGAGAGAGAGACAGACAGACAGAGAGGGAGGGAGAGAGGGGGAGGGAGAGAGAGACAGACAGACAGAGAUAGACAGACAGAGAUAGACAGAGGGAGCAUCGUCUCCGCGGUUCACAAACAAGGGCCGAGUCAUCUGAAAGAACCGUUUAAACGUCCAAUAGUUGUUUUUCCCGCGGGUCGAGGGGCGGAAGCGGCGGAAUCAUCAUCAUCACCAUCAUGAUCCAGGCCGUGGCGGAGUUAAACACCGAGAACCAGAUCUUCUACUCGGUCCUCGUCUUCUCAUGGGCCGUGUACAUGUGGGAGGCCCACCUGGCCAAGCGGCAGCGCAAGACGUACAGAAACACGACACUGGUCCCCGAGGAGCUGGGCAUGAUCAUGGACUCUGAAACAUUUGAGAAGUCUCGCCUCUACCAGCUGGAUAAAAGUACUUUUGGAUUCUGGUCCGGCCUUUACUCUGAAACCGAGGGAACGCUUAUCCUGUUGUUGGGAGGAAUUCCCUUUCUCUGGAAAGUGUCUGGAAAUCUCACUGGGCGUUUUGGGCUGGGAUCAGAGUACGAGAUAACUCAGUCGCUGUCGUUCUUAUUCCUGGCGACCUUGUUCAGUGCCAUCACCGGCCUGCCCUGGAGCAUCUACAACACCUUCAUCAUUGAGGAGAAACACGGUUUCAACCAACAGACUUUAGGUUUCUUCUUCAAAGACGCCGUGAAGAAAUUUGCUGUAACUCAGUGCAUUUUGCUGCCCGUCACCUCGCUACUGUUGUACAUUAUUAAAAUCGGUGGAGAUUAUUUUUUCAUCUAUGCUUGGCUUUUCACAUUAAUUGUUUCUCUGGUUUUAGUGACCAUCUACGCUGACUAUAUUGCACCGCUGUUUGAUAAAUUUACUCCACUCCCUGAAGGAGAGUUAAAGACAAAUAUUGAAGAAAUGGCCAGGAGCAUCAGCUUUCCUCUAACCAAGGUUUACGUGGUUGAGGGAUCGAAGAGAUCGUCGCAUAGCAAUGCGUAUUUCUAUGGGUUUUUUAAGAACAAGCGCAUUGUUCUGUUUGACACACUGCUUGAAGAUCAUUCCCCAUUAAAUAAAGCAGCAGGCAAUGAGAACAUUGAAACGCACACGGCUGCUGGAGAUAGCAAUGAAAUUGAGACUGCGGAGACCAAGCAAAGACCAAAAAACAAGAGACAAGGCUGCAGUAAUCAAGAGGUUCUGGCAGUGCUGGGCCAUGAACUGGGACACUGGAAGCUUGGUCACACUGUGAAAAACAUCGUCAUUAGCCAGGUGAACUCGUUCUUUUGCUUUUUCCUCUUUGCUGUUCUCAUGGACAGAAAGGAGCUAUUUUCUGCCUUUGGUUUCUACGACACCCAGCCAACUCUCAUUGGGCUGAUGAUCAUCUUCCAGUUCAUCUUCUCCCCCUACAACGAGGUUCUCUCCUUUAGCCUGACCGUACUGAGCAGGAGGUUUGAGUUCCAGGCCGACGCAUUUGCAAAGGAACUGGGAAAAGCCACGGACCUGUACUCUGCCCUGAUCAAACUGAACAAGGACAACCUGGGCUUUCCUGUGGCAGACUGGUUGUAUUCCAUGUGGCACUACUCCCACCCUCCCCUCCUGGAGCGGCUCCGGGCCUUAAAGGACAAAAGGGACUGAUGGGAAAUGUGAGAAGGAAGUGGAACUUUGAACUUGAAGAAAUUAAAAUAGUGUUUUGUUUUUUUUUUUAUUUUGUUUUUUUUAAUUUCUCAUUCCACAGGUGGUGCAGCUUUGCACAGGUUGCUUGUAUUGUGGGAACUGCCUCUGGUUAUGGAUGCAUUUAGCUUGAGAACUGACGGGCGGAGUCUGCACGACCGAUCAAUCUGAUAUUUUAAGUUGUUGAAGAAUGCCUUGGGACUUGAAUUUGUAUUUUAUUUAAAGCAGUACAAUGUCUAAUGUGGUACAGGUGAGGCAGUGCAUGCCACACUAGCACAGAUGCCCAAUAAUACAUAUUGUAAGAAUAACCUUGCAUCAUAUCUGAAAUCUUAUCCCAAGUGCUCUUGGAAAUUGCCUUUGUCUAUUAUACAUUUAAAGUUUCAUUUCCAUAAGGGUUUUUUUUUCUGUUCAUCUCGCAAAUAUCUUUUACACCAGCAGCCCAUGCAAUAUCAUUUGUAUCACUUUAAAAAUAAGUGUUUGUUUUAUGGGAACUCUGAUGUACUGGCAAUGAUCCUGCAGGGCAGUAAUGUUGGAGUUGCUUUUCCAGGGAAGAGUUGGAGGCUCAAUGAAAGUUGUGAAUAUGUCGGGUUAUAAAACCAGCUCACUUCAGGACAAGUCCACUCAGCUCCAAAGAUGCCCUAUUUUUAGAUUCAACCUUUGAGGCAGGCAAGGAAUUUGUCCCCUUUUUAUCACCUCUGUGUCAUGAAACCUUAGGAAGGGUAAGUGUAGAGAGUUUGGGCGUAAGGAGCUACUCGUCCAUUCUCGGGAUCUGUUAGUAAAUCUGUCGAGGGUCUCGACCCGAAACGUCACCCAUUCCUUCUCUCCAGAGGUGCUUCCUGUCCCGCUGAGUUACUCCAGCAUUUUGUGUCCCCCUUCUGAAAAUAUCCUGUCUUGUUCCUGAAUUGGUGUGUGGACAUGAAAAUGGAUUUUUAACUCGAUACCUGUGGAGAUAAUUUUUGUUGAGUCCUUAAUUCUUCUAUGUUGCCGAGACUAUUUCAAUUCCUUCUGGUCAUGUUGAUGUGCAGCAAAAUGGGCCAAAGUGUGAAGGUGCUGCUAAUUUCAUUCAGUUCAGUGUAUCGAUGUUCACAAGCUGCCCACAUUGGAAGAGGUUUGCGUGUGCUUUGAGUAAGACAAUGUCUGGUUUGUAUUGCCACCAUACUAAGCUUCACAGUUUGUUGUCCUAACUCCAGGAAAUGGCAUCAACAGGGGGUUAAAAUGACCCACUGCUCUCCCACCUGUUUGAAUUGGCUACCAAUGGAAGUGAGAUUGCUACACGCUUCUCUUCCCCUCUGUUACUCUUCCAUUCCAAGCUGCCUCUCUGGUUGAAACCCUUCUUUUUCUCUCCCACCAUCCUCUACGUGAGCUGGAUGCUGUUCGUGUGUGGAGGUUUAGAAGUGUUACAGGAAUAUCAGUGACUGCUGCCUAGCCCAGUUCAGCUCUUCCCCAUUCAGCUGCAUGGGUGGUUCAGGAACAGUGGGUGGCGUAUCUGCCCCCGGUAACGUGAGGUGCAGAAGCUAGUGGUAGAAUAUCGAGCGUCUUUGGCGUCAAGGGACCAGUUUAGAGAGAUGAAAAAGCAAUGUUUAUCUUCCAGAUCCAGGGCCCCGCAGAAAAGCGUGGGAACGGGAGCUAGGAAUCUUUUUCUCAUGUGAGAUUUAGAUGGGAGGUUUGAUACGUUGAACAGGUCUCCCUCCGCCUGUGGCAUGUUCAUUCAAAUGUCUACAGUUUGGCCUGUUCACUGUGCAAAAUGUUGAUUGUUGGAACAGUUAGUCAGAACCAGACAACAUUGUACAUAGUUAAUGAAAAUGAAGAACAUUGAAAAUCUGUAAGUUGCGCACUAGCUGUUCGUGGCAUCCUGUUAAUAUUGCUGUCCUUAUUUACCAUCCUGUAUAAUCUAAAUGUUGGACAGAAUUGACACUGUUCCACCCAUUUCAAAGGUUAACAUCAGCCCCCUUCAGGCACCGAUUGUAUUUCCAGUUUUUUUUCCCCUCCAAGUGAUGAAGCUAUGUGUUUAAAAUGGUCGUUAUAGUUGGACAAUUGAAAUUGAAUUGACAUUAAAAUCUGGAAUUUAAAUACAAUGGAGGGUCCAAAGAAGGGUUCUGACCUAUUAUUUUUCUCCAAUGAUGCUGCCUGGCCCUCAGAGUCACCCCAGCAUUCUGUGUCCAUCUGUGGAGAUACUCAGCAGGUCGGGCAGCAUCUGUCGAAGGACUAACAGUAAUAUGUCAGGUCACCACUCCUGCAUGUUGACUCUUUCCCUCUUCAGUGCCAACCUGUUCAGAAGAUUUCCGGGACAUGCGGUACUUUGACAUUUCAUUAAAACAAGCAAACUCUUAAAUAGAGUGUGAGCACUUGGGUGAGAAAGGAAGGCUUUUUUUUUUUAAAGUAAGAUAAUAUUUGCAGAAAGGAUUGGUGAGAAACUUCAUUAAUUGUAGAUUGAUGGUGCGACCUCGUUUGGUUGAAACCUGUGUGCAAUGUUUUGCUUGGGAGGGAGGGGUGGGGCGGGGUGGGAUGUAAUGGAGGCAGAGGAGAGGAGUCCUGAAGGUUGUGUUGAAAUCUAAAUUAAUGAACAUAUAUAUAAAUCAUGAAAAGAUUGGCAUGUAUUGGAAUUGUGAAACCAACCCUAAUCUAUAAAGAUGUGAAAUUGCAUUCCCUUGUGAAGGUUAUCAAUAAAUUGGAGAAACUUGAA
This is a messenger RNA of Amblyraja radiata (thorny skate), 4489 nucleotides long. It is a transcript of the gene zmpste24, whose product is annotated as zinc metallopeptidase, STE24 homolog. The transcript has 10 exons. Gene Ontology annotation, molecular function: metalloendopeptidase activity. The record is from RefSeq and is a predicted model, not a curated record. Gene Ontology annotation, biological process: CAAX-box protein processing. NCBI's taxonomy places the organism in Eukaryota, Metazoa, Chordata, Chondrichthyes, Rajiformes, Rajidae. Bases 352 to 1770 code for a protein of 472 amino acids.